AUGGCGUCAGCACACAACAAUAAUUACGGACACGGCUACGGCACUACCGAAGUGAAACAUCAUGAAUGGCGCACUGCAGAAAACAGCAGCCAACAUCUUCUACCAAGACUCAAGUCUGUUGUCAAGGAAAACCCAAAACUAAAACUACUAGACGUUGGUGCAGGAUCAGGCACAAUCUCGGCCUCUUUGGCAAAAUACAUGCCCGAGGGAGAAGUCACAGCCACCGACAUCGCCGACGAGAUCCUCGUUCGAGCAAAGGAGUACGCAGAUGCCAAAGGCAUUUCAAACAUCAAAUUUCAGCGCGCAAAUAUUUUCGAGCUGCCAUUCUCGGAUUCAACUUUUGAUGUCACACAUGCUCAUCAGGUUCUGUGCCAUUUGGAAGCACCGGUCGAUGCUAUCAAAGAAAUGAUGAGAGUAACGAAACCCGGAGGUACUGUCUCCCUACGAGAGAGUGAUAUGCACAUGUGGUGCAUAUGGCCUGAACUCCCAGCUCUUCUCAAGUUCCAUCAGCUUCAGAUCAAGAACAUCGAGGGUAAGGGCGGACAAGGUAAGGGAGGCCGGCAACUUCUUUCAUGGGCUUUGAAUGCUGGGGCUUCUCGCCAAGAUAUUUCUUUGAGCUUUGGGACUUGGUGUUACAGUGAGCCUGAGGAUAAGAAGGCGUGGGGGACGGCAAUGAAGGACCGGUCUCUUACUGGGUUUGGACGAGAGAAGGCUAUUGAGAUGAGUAAUGCCACCGGGGAGGAAUUAGAUGAGAUGGCUAAGGCUUGGGAGGAGUGGAUGGAAACAGAUGAUGCUUCUUUGGGUAUCAUGAAUGGAGAAGCAUUAAUCACGAAGAGAUAG
Molecule: messenger RNA, 840 nt
Organism: Fusarium coffeatum
Lineage: Eukaryota; Fungi; Ascomycota; Sordariomycetes; Hypocreales; Nectriaceae
Exons: 2
Coding region: 1-840 (279 amino acids)
Molecular function (GO): methyltransferase activity
Source: RefSeq, a predicted model, not a curated record